AAUAACGAGCCUUGUAUGCAUACAAUCCUGUAUACAGGCCAUGCGCGGAAACGUUUUGCAGUCGACAGAUCCGUACAUUACUUUGUUAGCAGACCUCAAGCAGUAUUAUAACGCGACUAGUGUUUACAUUGUGUAUGAAAAUUUUCAAGAAAACAUGUUCAUCACGACAAUGCUACUCAACAAUCUAAAAAGCCUCUCGGACAAGCGGACCUUAUCUCAAGUUCUGCAGUACCGCGACUUGAUUAAAAAGUACAACGACACUUUUUCCAAGUACCCAUGACAGCUGUUCGUCCUACCACUGGAGUCCGAGAGCAAUCUUGCUCGAUUCUCCGAGUUUACGAGGUACCACGUGUUGUCGUUUCACGUAUGGUUCGUCAUAUUUUGGAAAUCGACAGACAAAAAGCUACAAGACUUCUGCCAAAAACCAGACAAGAAUAAGUUCCAUUUGAAAUUUGACACGAGGAUGCUGGUCAAGUGCUACGACGAUGCUGAGCUUCGCGAGUGGUAUUCGGUGAACAGUAGUAACAAGGUGAUCACGACCGAUUUGAUGGAGUGGAGGAGGGAGACAGGACUCGUGCUGAAGACCAGACAGAAUCUCUAUCAGAGGAGGUACAACGUCGGAGGGACUGUCUUGAGGAUGUCAUCCGUGAAGGAGCACCAAAGCCUAUUGAAAAAUCAAGCAAACGGCGAAGGCGUCGCAAUGUUCGCCAAGAUAAUGAUCGAACUUGCGACGCAAAUGAACUUCCGUUUGCGCUUCGUCUCGUCCGAAGACGCUUACGGUGUGUUAAACAGCAGCAAUAACAAGUGGACCGGAAUAUUAGGCAGACUGCAAUCAGGAGAGGUUGACAUUGCGACUUCCGAGAUAACCAUGACGAAAGAGAGAAUGGAUGCGUUCGAUUUUGCUUGUCCGUUGAUUAUUACAAGGGCCAAAUUGUUUAUCAGAGAACCUGGAGGGGCUGAUGUGCAGUGGAAUUCUUAUUUAAAGGCUUUCAGUACAAGCAUCUGGGUGUCGCUGAUAAUCCUAAUAAUACUGUCUGCGAUUCUACUGACCUACAUGAAAACGAAAAUAGCUAAAAUAAGGUGUCUGAAGAAUUACCUCGUGGAAAAUCAUUUGUACGUCUGGGGUAUUUAUUGUCAACAAGGAUUAUCAGAAUUUCCAGAUUCAUCGUCUUUGAGGAUAGCUUACGUCUCGAUAUUUUUCUCCGCCGUAGUUUUAUCGGCUAUUUAUUCCGCCUCAAUAAUAAGUUACUUGACGAUUUUCACCCCCUCCUUACCGUUUGACACCUUAGCGUCUUACGUGGGUGAUGGCACUUACAAACUCAUCGUUGUCCGGCACAGCGCCGAACACGAAAUGUUCGCUACUUCGCAUAAUCACGAGUUGAAAAGAAUGAGCAAACUUAUGAAGAGGGACAAGGAUUUGCCGGUGACCGAUAUCCAAGCACUUGAACAGGUUUGUCACGAAAGAGUAGCAUAUUAUUCGACCGAUGCGAUGAGAGAUAAAAUGGGCGACAUGAUUCCGUGCAAUUUAAAAGGCAUCUCAACAGGCAGGAUAGAAAAUUUAGCAUUCACGUUAACGAAGAACAAUCCUUUUACAGAAUUUAUAAACUACCACAUUCUAAGAUUUCAAGACAACGGAAUCAUGCAGCGAAUGAGGAGAAUGUACUACAAAAAGCUGAACAAGCCCACGAAGGACUACGACGCUGUUGGGCUUUGGGGAAUAGCUCCUCUGAUAACCAUCUUGAUCUUGGGUACAAUAUUGAGCGUUUUGAUGUUGUUCAUCGAAAAGCUGUAUCACAACAUGUCGUCGCAGCUCGAUGAUGAUGGUGACAAUGAUUCGAGCAGCACAGCGAAAUCACAGAAUCUACGAGAUAGUUUAACCUGGAGGCGAAGACGAAAAAGUACAAGAAGUGUGCACAGCUGUUGUCAUUGUUGACUCAGCUUUGUUAUAGUUGGCGUUUAAUAAAAAUUGUCUAACUCGGCCAAUAUCCAAUGUUUCAAUACAAUUCGCUUGAAAAAGAAUUUGUAAAAAAUAAAAAUUU
Nasonia vitripennis (jewel wasp) is the source of this 2039-nucleotide messenger RNA. RefSeq names its product glutamate receptor ionotropic, NMDA 1-like. The record is from RefSeq and is a predicted model, not a curated record. Gene Ontology annotation, molecular function: glutamate-gated receptor activity. NCBI's taxonomy places the organism in Eukaryota, Metazoa, Arthropoda, Insecta, Hymenoptera, Pteromalidae. The coding region runs from base 464 to 1933 and encodes 489 amino acids. Gene Ontology annotation, cellular component: membrane. The transcript is spliced from 8 exons.